GGUCUGGAACUACUAAUGACAAUUCACGAAACACUGAUCGAUAAUUACGGUGGCAUGGAACUGAAAAGAAAAAUACGAGCAAGAACUGAAUCAUUGGAUCUCCAUGGCAACAUCAACAAAACAAUUUUAAAACUCCCUACAGGGAAUCACCACUGAGCUCCCACUUCGCAGUUGUGUUUAGUCCUUACAUCGAGAACAUUUAGCAUUCUCUUUACCAUUACCGGUUGUUGAAGAUAAUUAAUUGAUUAUUCAUAUAGAAAACUGAUUGUAUCGCUUUUCAAUUCUUAAGUGCUUGAAAUGAAAAGAAUGAGAUUUUGGCAAUGGAUGAUAUUUGGCUAUGGAAGAACGAUAGUGUUGUCUGUGAUAUUUUUAAUAAAAAGUGCUAUCAUUCGGGCAGACUCGGAUUUCUUCAACAUCAAUGAAGUUAUAUUUUACACAACGCCAAAUAACUGCCGAAGUGGUGAAUAUUUUGAUACUUUCACAUUCAAGUGUAGAAUAUGCGAUGAAGGAUUACAACUUAAAGUGGCAGAAGACCAUUUAUCAUGCAUCUGUGACGAACGAUCCUUUCCAUGGCGUGAUUACGACAACUUUAAGCAGGCUCCGAUUUGUAGCAAUCUAACGGAGUUCUUCAACAAACCGGGUCCUAGAAUUGAAAUAAUAAAAUUCUGUAAUACUCGCCACGUGAGCCAGUUGAAUACAACCAAAACAGGUGGUAUAAAAAUUCAAGUAUAUCGUAAAACUUAUCCUCCGGGAAAUGAAAGUACUGUUUGCGGUUGCAAUGAACCUAACUCCAUUUCCUACGAAGACCAGCUGCGACCACGAGAAACAGUACCCUACUGCUUACAACAAACUUUGCUAAAGGACGCUCAAACGCAUCCAUUCAGAUUAAACCAUAGUCACAACAGUAACGUGUUUCGAAGCAUUAAGUAUUUAAAUGUGUUUUGUCAUGUGAUGAGAAGCACGCGACACUGCCACUAUUUGGCAAAUCUAUGCGUACUUGCUUUCUACAGUAUGGAUAGAUAUUCACCGUGCAAUGUGUUUUACACGUAUCAAACAUACGAUGUAUCUACGGGCGAUAACCAAAUCCUAGGAACAAUAAGUGACAGCUUAUUAGGGCAGAACGAUGCAUCCAGAAAAGCGGCUAAUCUUUUCACUUUAAGUGAUACCGUUAAGCCUCCUCUGUUCUAUCGCCGAGGAAAAUAUGUCAACGAUGUGCUCGAUAAAUUUCUAGACUUCAGCUAUGAUGUCAACGCUACCAAUUCGGUAAACAACACGCUAAACUUGACUCUCGUUAGCUUCGAUUUAUACGGGCACUUGAAGAAUUUCCGAGUCAUGCGCAUAACCGACUUGAACCUUUGCGAGCGAUACUCUGCCAGUCAGGACCUACGCAUUCUAUUCCCUCGAGGCUAUCACCGCCGCUGUCGAAUCAGUUUCCGCCAACUUCUCCACGAUUUCAGUGAACCGGAAUUCAUAACACUCUACGCCGAUUACUAUGAUCAAAAGAUACACCUACUGAAGUCUAUUCCCGUACUGAUAAGAAAGGCAAUAUUCACCCACAAUGAUAAUUCCGAUCCAGAGAAGUGGCAACUAGUCCGAAGAUUUCUUAUGGUCGAUGCUUUAUCGGGUAUGAACGAUAACUUUAAACCCAAAUUAUACGACGAAAGUACCCCGCAAGAAAAGUACCACUUUGUACGAUACGUAAAACGUGUUGAACUGGAAUGCCGAUUACAUACAGAUCAUGUGAAGAAUCCCAACCGAUUAGCGGUACCUCUGCUGAAACUAGAAUACGGACUGGUGAAUAUUUCUAGAGAUUUGCCAGUUUCUUUCUUCGAAGAGGCUGUGGAUUUUGAAUUUAGUGUGACGUUUAUCAAAAAAUACAGUUUUGAGUCAGUUCUAGAGAUAAUCUUACCAAUUUUCUUCCUUCUGGCUUUGACCAUGACGGUCUUCCAAACAUUCUGCCACAAAUUGCGCCAAAAUAAGUUGUACUACGAUAUGGAAUUGUUCUUUAAUUUUCUUGUAUAUCUGUGCUCCAACGUGGCUACAGCGUUUCUGACGACAACGAUCAUUGUCGCAUUGCACGUAUUUGUAACGUACAAAACACAGAUCAACGUUAAAAUAUUGCUUCCAGUAGAGGUGCAGUAUAGCUUGGAGAUAUUUGUUUAUCUUGCUUGUGGCUUUAAGUUAUUAAAGUUAUUAAAGAUAUUUGUAACAAUUUCUGGUAUAGAUAUAUUUUUCAUUGAUUGGGAGCGGCCUAAGAUCUUCGAUGCUGGUAUAGGAAAUCAGCGAUCACAUAUACUAGAUACUCCUUCCAUUGCGUCAAGUACUACGGCUCGCCAGACAUGUGAUAGUGUUUCAGCUUGGCGCAACUAUUUUAUUGCCAACGAGUGGCAAGAGUUGACAACAAAACGUAAAAUAUCUAUGUUUGCUCACAUUAUUCUUUUAAUUGGUGCAUUUUACAUUUGUGGUCUUCAACACUGGUCUUCUAAAAAUUUCUAUUUACAUUUGCAUAAGCAGGAGGAGUACCUGGGAGAAGAAGAUAAGAUUCUAAAGAUAGCUGUUGGGAUAAUUGUUUACGUUACAAUAUAUUUAGCACAGCGAAUAUACAACUUUCUAAUCUACGAACGAUUCAUUGAAAACGCUAUCCAACAGUUUAUAGAUGUGGCAUCCAUUGCAAACAUUUCCGUAUUUAUUUUAUGUAUGGAAUCUUAUGGUUUCUAUAUCCACGGUCGAUCUCCACAUGGUUUCUCUGAUACGGAUAUGUGUUCCAUGAUACUACAGUUCAAACGAGAAGAAGAUAACCUUUGUGGUAAUCGUGGAUUGCUGCCUGGUUCGGAACAGCAAACUUACUCGAUACUUGUGCCGAAGAAUUUACGAGAUUUCUACGAUAAACUAAUAGCACCACUGAGGAACUCUUCCAACUUCGGACCGCAUCAGCAUCUUAAUCAAACGCACCUGAUAGGUGGCGCCAAAUUGAGUAAUUCAGGUGUCAUCAGUGGCCCUGGUGGACAUUAUGAGUACACUUUCGAGAAGACUAUCCUGACAUAUUAUAAUGUAAAUCGGUUCUUCGCAGCUUUUGUAGAUCACGCUUUGAAAGACUUGGACUACAUCAUUCAGGAGCGAAGUAUUUUGGAAAGCAUCCUCAAUUGUGAAUUUCAGAAUUAUGUUACAGAAAAUAAAGGCGUGUUUUACAUCGAUAACGGACAUUCAUUCGAUCAAGUCCUAUUCUACGGCAACGAGUGGACAUUCUUCCAACUAGAGUUAGCUUUAUUCUUACUAGUUGUACUGUUGAGUAACGACUACCUGCUAGCGAUAAUUGUGGUCGGAAUCGUGUACAAGGCGUUCGAGAUCGUCAUGAACUAUCUACUCAAAAACAAUUUGGCCAAAAAGACCCUCAUCGACAAAAGGUUUCUUAUAUAAAGUAGAUUUUUAUCAUAACAAUAAGGUCUAGCGUAUUAUUAUUGUAAUUGUAGGUUUAGUUUGUGUUUUAAUAAAAUUGAAAAAAAAACUAUCACAAUAGUUCUGUGUAAUUAGUCAUCUUGAUCAUAUAUUUAAAGGUGCCACUUUGAAAGGCUGUCAAUUUUUAGCUUUCAAUAGAUUUUCCUAACUUUUGGUAGUUUUGUAAAGCUAGCUAUGUUCGGCCCCCUAGGUGCAAAAUCGCUUGAAAAAUCUUGGCAAUAAGCGCUACGGUGUACUUUUUCCAGAACACAUACGAUGUAUGUCACUUACGUUGGGGUCAAAUUGACCACAAAUUGAAAUUGUUAAAACAUUUUUUAAUUGUUUGGUCAAUUUUGGACUUUUUGAGCUGUUUCGAAAGAUAAUUUAAUCUUAU
Molecule: messenger RNA, 3829 nt
Organism: Armigeres subalbatus
Lineage: Eukaryota; Metazoa; Arthropoda; Insecta; Diptera; Culicidae
Product: meckelin
Exons: 8
Coding region: 298-3417 (1039 amino acids)
Biological process (GO): cilium assembly
Cellular component (GO): MKS complex; ciliary transition zone
Source: RefSeq, a predicted model, not a curated record